ACCCGCGAGGAGCUCCCCAGACCGCGAGGCCGACUCCCCACGGCCGUCAGUGCAGCGCCGAGCAGGGCGAGACGAGCAGCCAUCGUCAUCAACGUCAUCAUCAUCAUCCUCAACAUCAUCAUCCUCAACAUCUUCAACAUCAUCAUCAACGUGAUCAUCAUCAACGUGAUCAUCAUCCUCAACAUCUUCAACAUCAUCAUCAACGUCAUCAUCAUAAACGUCAUCUACUUCAACAUCUUCAACAUCAUCAUCAACGUCAUCAUCCUCAACAUCUUCAACAUCAUCAUCGUCAUCAACGUCAUCAUCAUCAUCAACGUCAUCAUCCUCAAUAUCCUCAACAUCAUCAUUUGCAGUAAUAAGGCCACGUGGUGCACGUCCUGGGAGACAAAGCUGAAACAAAGUUGGUGAAUUUGCUGCUACUGCUGCUGCUGCUGUUUCCAAUUGACGAGAGACAAAGACGGCAGAGACGACAACAAUAAGAAAUAUAGAAGCGAAAAAAGCAAUCAAGACCAUCGCCGUCAUCGUCGGCGAUACGGACUAAGGAGAGCACACGUGCGCCGCCGCGUACGGGGAGACGGAUUGAAAGUUGGACACCCGACCCCGGCCAUGGCCUCUACAUUCGGCGGGGCUCCGCGGUUCCUCUCCCGACCGCGGCCCCCGCGUGGCCUCGUCCCGGGCGCGGACGCCACCAUCAACUGCAAGAUCGCGGGCGAGCCGGCGCCCGUCGUCGUCUGGGAGAAGGGGGGCGAGCGGCUGGGGGCGGGGGGCCGCUACCGGCCCUACGAGGACGGCGACGGCGGCUACGGCCUCGUCAUCAGCGAGGUGCGCGGCGACGACAGCGGCCUCUACACGUGCCGCGCCUCCAACGGCGUGGGCGAGGCCUACAUGGCCGUGACCCUCAACGUGCCGGCGGCGGUGGCCCUGGCGGCGGAGGGACCGCCGGGCGUGACCCCGUCCACACGGACACCGCCACCAACACGGACACCGCCAACCACACAGACACCACCAACCACACAGACACUGCCACCAACACAGACACCACCAACCACACAGACACCACCAACCACACAGACACCACCAACCACACAGACACCACCAACCACACAGACACCACCAACCACACAGACACCACCACCAACACAGACACCACCAACCACACAGACACCGCCACCACGGACUCUGCCCACUCAAUCUCGGCCCACGUCGACGUCAACUCCGAGCCGGACUCGUCCCGCGUUCGAGUCGGCCCCGCGCUCGGUGCGCGUCCGCGCCGGUCGCGACGCCGCCUUCUCGUGCCGCGCGUCCGGCCAGCCGCGGCCCCGCGUGUCGUGGGAGAAGGGCGGCCGCGCCAUCGACCACGCCGCGGACGGGGGCGGCCGCUACGUGGUGAGCGAGUCGGCGACGAGCGACGCGGCGUGCACGGCCUCCGUGCUGCGCGUGUACUGCGCUCGCGCGGCGGUCGACGCGGCCGAGAUCGUGUGCCGAGCCGCGAACGCGGCCGGGGAGGUGACCGCCACGGUGAGGCUCGAGGUGGACGAGGAGGAGGUGGCGGACGACGUGGAGGAGAAGGGGUCUCUUCGCUCGAGGCGAGAACCCUCGCGGUCACGGGGCAGCUCGGCGUGUCCGCACGCCAAUGGCGAGAGAAAGAGUGGCGGUUACGAGGACCGGGUAGGUGGUGGUGAUGGUGGUGGUGAUGAUGAUGACCACGAAUGGAGGAAGCAGAAGGAGGAGGAGGAGGAAUAUUUUUCGCCUCGGUUACUCGAGGCCAAGCGACGGAUGGAAGGUCUGGGUCUGGAAUUGAAGAAACUCCGCGAUGGGAGCGCGUGCGGGCGAGACGACCUCAUCUCGUCCGCACAUCGGCAUCACAAGCAGCAGCAGCAGCAUCAUCGCCACCACCGUCAUCAACGUCACCACGAACAGCAGCAGCAGCAGGAGCCGCCGCCCGUGAAGCCCAUGAGCUACACCAUCUCGGAGGGGAAGCACGCCAAGUUCAGCUGCAACGUGACGGGCAAGCCGAGGCCGCGCAUCGUCUGGAAGAAGGAGGGACGCGAGCUGGCCGAGGGCCGGCGCCACCUCCUCUACGAGAGCGACGAGGGCCUCUUCGUGCUCAAGGUGCUCUACUGCCGCGCGCGCGACCAGGGCCUCUACACCUGCGAGGCCUCCAACCGCGUCGGCUUCACCUACAGCGCCGUGCAGCUGCACGUCAAAGAGCCGCCGUGCCCGUUCCGGAGCCGGCUGCAUGACACGGAGGCGCGGGAGGGCGGUGUCGCCACCCUGGAGUGCGAGGUGGCGCGCGCCGGGGACGAGGCGGCGUGGUUCCUGGAGGAGCGGCGACUGGGGCACUCGGAGAAGCACGCCGUGGAGAGCUCGGGCAAGCUGCGCCGCCUCGUCGUGCACGACCUCGGCCCCGACGACGACGGGGUGUACGUGUGCGAGACCGCCGACGGGAGCCGCACCGUGGCCGAGCUGAGCGUCACAGGUAAGAUCGCAAAGCGGCUGCCCCGGCGGGUGAAGGUGGCGGCGGGCGGCGGCGCCGUGCUGGAGGCGGAGGUGGCGCGCUCCGGCGGCCAGGUCCACUGGCUGUGGGCCGGCCGGGAGGUGCGGCCGGAGGACCACGGGGAAGGGGACGACCCCCGCGCCCGGGCCGCGAGGGAUGGGGCGAAGCGGCACACGCUCACCCUGCGUGCCCUCGAGCUGCAUGACAGCGGCCCCGUGGUGUUCGUGGCGGACGGAUCGCGAUCGACCACCCAGCUCCUCGUCGUGGAAUCCGCAUCAUCGAAGGAGCGGAGAGACGCAGCUUCCCAACAGAACGGGGACGCAACCUCCGAGUCGCGACCACUCGACAACGACAUCGACGACAUCGACGGGAUCAACGACAUCGACAACAACAACAACGACAUCGUCAACAUCGUCAACAUCGGCAACAGCGGCGGCAGCGGCAGCAUGCUGCCCACGUUGGCCGAGCUCACGGACACGAGCGUCACCGUGCGUUGGACUCCGCUGCCGGACGCGCGGGGCUACGCGGUGGAGCGGAACGCGCUCGGCCGCCCCGAGUGGCUGCGCUGCCACGCGGACGAGCUGCUCGCGGAGCCGCAGCUGCGCGUGCGCGUCCCCGAGCGCGCCGAGUACCGCUUCCGCGUGUUCGCGCUGCGCGCCGGAGCCCUCCCCGGCAGCUGCGAGGCCGUGCCAGGCACCGCGACGCUCGCCGUGGAACCGGUGGUCUUGCGGGCUCCACACGACCUCCGGGUGAGCGAGGGGGAGGACGCCGAGUUCCGGGUGGAGCUCUCACCAUCCUCGUCGCCCUCGUCCUCCUGUUGCUGGCUCCUGGACGGGCGCGAGGUGGUGCCAGGCGGUCGCUACGAGAUGCGUGCCGAGGGCCACGCGCGCCUCCUCGUCAUCCGGGACGUGGACGCAGGCGACAGCGGGGCCCAGGUGGAGUUCCGGUGCGGCGAGGAGCGCGGGCGAGGCGCCACGCUCACCGUCACAGCCGCCCCAGACCUCUUCGUUCGGGACCCAGAGCCGAGUACGGACGUGCGUGCCGAGUCGGGGAGCCCCGCGGUGCUCGCGUGCCGCGUGCGUCGCCCCGGAUCGCGAGUCCGCUGGCUCGGGCCCGGCGGCAUCGACCUCCUCGCCGACAAGCGGCCACCGCCUCCGUCUCCGGGUCAUGGCCACCAGGAGAUGGGGGCUGGCGAGGGCAGCGGAGGUGCGAGGAGGAAGGAAGGCGAGGAGGAGGAGGGGGAGGAGGAGGAGCAGGGGGAGGUGGAGUUCAGCGAGCGGAGCGAAGGGACGCUGCGAGAGCUGACCGUGCGCACGGCGCGGCCCGGCCACUCGGGGGAGUACACAUGCGCGACGAGCGACGACUCGCUCACCUUCCAGCUGAGCGUUGCGGAGCCGCCCGCGACCUUCGUGUCUCGCGAGGAGACGCUGACGAGCGUGGAGACGGUGGAGGGGGAGCGCGCGGAGCUGAGCUGCGCAGUGUCGCGCGGGGACGCGAGCGUCGCGUGGCUCAAGGAGGGACGCGCGCUCUCCGAGCAGCAGCAGCAGCAGCUCGGCCUCCGCCUGGAGGCGUCGGGGACGCUGCGCCGCCUCGUCAUCGAGCGCGCGCAGGCGGCGCACGCCGGCGUCUACACGUGCGACACGGGGCACGAGCGCGUGGACUUCACGGUCCGCGUCGCCGAGCCGCCCGCGACCUUCGUGUCUCUCGAGGAGACGCUGACGAGCGUGGAGGCGGUGGAGGGGGAGCGCGCGGAGCUGAGCUGCGUGGUGUCGCGUGGGGACGCGAGCGUCGCGUGGCUCAGGGAGGGACGCGCGCUCUCCGAGCAGCAGCAGCAGCAGCUCGGCCUCCGCCUGGAGGCGUCGGGGACGCUGCGCCGCCUCGUCAUGGAGCGCGCGCAGGCGGCGCACGCCGGCGUCUACACGUGCGACACGGGGCACGAGCGCGUGGACUUCACCGUCCGCGUCGCCGAGCCGCCCGCGACCUUCGUGUCUCUCGAGGAGACGCUGACGAGCGUGGAGGCGGUGGAGGGGGAGCGCGCGGAGCUGAGCUGCGUGGUGUCGCGCGGGGACGCGAGCGUCGCGUGGCUCAGGGAGGGACGCGCGCUCUCCGAGCAGCAGCAGCAGCAGCUCGGCCUCCGCCUGGAGGCGUCGGGGACGCUGCGCCGCCUCGUCAUCGAGCGCGCGCAGGCGGCGCACGCCGGCGUCUACACGUGCGACACGGGGCACGAGCGCGUGGACUUCACGGUCAGCGUCGCCGAGCCGCCCGCGACCUUCGUGUCUCUCGAGGAGACGCUGACGAGCGUGGAGGCGGUGGAGGGGGAGCGCGCGGAGCUGAGCUGCGUGGUGUCGCGUGGGGACGCAAGCGUCACGUGGCUCAAGGAGGGACGCGCGCUCUCCGAGCAGCAGCAGCAGCAGCUCGGCCUCCGCCUGGAGGCGUCGGGGACGCUGCGCCGCCUCGUCAUGGACCGCGCGCAGGCGGCGCACGCCGGCGUCUACACGUGCGACACGGGGCACGAGCGCGUGGACUUCACGGUCAGCGUCGCCGAGCCCCCGGCUCGCUUCGUGUCGCGCGAGGAGACGCUCACCGAGGUGGAGGCGGUGGAGGGGGAGGACGUGGCGCUGGGCUGCGAGGUGUCGCGCGACGACGCCGCCGUCUCGUGGCAGCGCGCGGGCGGCGAGGAGCUGAGCGACGACGAACGGCGCGAGCAGCUGAGCGACGGGGUCGAGCGGGCGCUCGUGCUGCACGGGUGCGAGGCCGCGGACGCGGGGACGUACGUGUGCGUGACGCGCGACGGAGACGCCAUCGAGUUCCACGUGCGCGUCACGGCCCCCCCGGCGCUCUUCACGCAGCCCCUGCGCGACGUGUAUGCGCGCGCCGGGGAGCCCGUUGCGCUCGGCUGCCUCGUGUCGGACCCGCGGGCACGCGUGGCCUGGCUCCGGGACGGGCUCCCCCUGGGGGAGGGGGACCAGGAGGAGGGGGGGGAGCGGUGGGAGGAGGUGGAGGAGGGCGCCAGGCGGGAGCUGCGGAUCGCGCGCGUGGCGCUCGAGCACGAGGGCGAGUACACGUGCGAGACGAGCGGCGACGUCACGAGCGCGUGGCUGGCCGUCGAGGUUCCUCGUCCCGUGGAGUUCGUGUCGGAGCUGCACGGGCUCACGGUGCUGGAGGGCGAGGACGCGACGUUCCGCUGCUCGGUCUUGCCGGCCGACGCGGCUGUGCGCUGGGAGCUGCGUGGCGCCGCGUUGGAGGCCGGGGGCCGCGCGUCGCUGCACGAGGAUGGCGCCGCUCGCUCGCUGCUCCUGCGCGCCGUCACGGCGCUCGACGCCGGCGAGGUGGCGGCACUGGCCGACGGAGCGGAGACGCGGGCCCAGCUCCGCGUGCAAGAGGCCCCCGUGUCGUUCGUGCGCGGGCUGGAGGCGACGGCGGCGGAGGAGGGUGACGACGUGGUGUUCACCGUGGAGCUGUCGCGAGCGCAGGCCGAGGUGCGCUGGGCACGCAACGGCGUGCUGCUGAACCCCGGGGCCGAGCGCGCCGAGCUGCGCGCGCACGGACCGCUGCGCUCGCUCACCGUGCGCUCCGUCAGCUUCUCGGACCGCGGCGUCUACUCCUGCGAGAGCCUCCACGAGCGCACGCAGGCGCGGCUCAGCGUGGAGCCUCGCCAGGUGCGCCUGGUGCAGGCUCCGAGCGCUGUGGAGGCGACGGAGCGCGGCACGGCCACGUUCUCGCUGCGCCUCUCUCACGCCGACGUGCCGGGCCAGUGGUUCCGCGACGCGGCGCCCGUGUCUCCGGGGCCCCUGUGCCGCGUGGCGGCGUGCGGCGCGGAGCACAGCCUCACACUCGCGGCGCUCUCGCUCCACGACUCGGGCCUCGUCUCCUUCCAGGCCGAGGGGGUGCACUGCUCGGCGAGGCUCACGGUCAGAGAGCCGCCCGUGAGGUUCGUCCGUGAGCUGGAGGAGACGCGCGCACCCGAGAAGUCACGUGUCACCCUCGAGUGCGAGGUGUCGCGCGAGUUCGCCGACGUCAAGUGGUACAAGGACGGAGAGGAGGUGAAGCCGGGCGGCCGGUGCCGCCUCAUGUCCCAGGGCCCACGGCGCUCGCUGCUCGUGCCGCGGUGCGAGCACGCCGACUCGGGGAUCUACGCGUGCGUGGUCACGGGCGACGCACGCACCGAGGCAGCGCUGCGUGUGCACGCUCGCGACGUGCGCAUGGUGCAGCGGUUGACGGAGUGCGACGUGGAGGAGGGGCAGGCUGCCUCGUUUGAGUGUGAGACCACUCACGACGAGGUGAGCGCCGUGUGGACUCUCAACGGGACGCGACUCAAGCCCGGAGACAACGUCCGCAUCCGAGAUGAGGGCACGCGGCACAGCCUGGUGCUGGCGUGUGUGCGUGCCGAGGACGCCGGGGAGGUGGGCUUCUCCGCCGAGGGCGCCGAGUGCACGACUCAGCUCCGCGUCCGAGAGUUGCCGGUCCGCAUCACAAAGCCUCUACGCGACAAGAUCGCCAUCGUGGGCCGGCGCGCCGUGCUCGAGUGCCGCGUGUCGCGCGCCACCGCCCGCGUCUCCUGGCAGCACGGCGGGCGCGAGCUGGCGGAGGGCGGGCGCUACCAGAUGGGCGCGCAGGGCGAGUACCGCACGCUCGUCAUCGUCGAGGCGGCCUUCAGCGACGAGGGCUCCUACACGUGCCGCGCCGGGGAGGCCUCGUCGUCGGCGCGGCUGCUCGUCGAGGACCAAGUGCUCCAGGUGACACGCGGGCUGCAGGACGUUCGGGUCCCGUCCUCGGGCACCGCCGUCUUCGAGCUGGAGCUUUCGGGCCCCGCGGCGCGGCCCCCGCGCUGGGCCCUCAACGGGACGCGGCUCCGCGACGGCAGCGGUGGCGCCCACAUGGAGGCGCGUGGCACCGUCUACCGCCUCUCGCUGUUUGAGCCGCGGGCCUCCAUGAGCGGCCUCGUCGAGUUCUCUGCCGGGGAAGCCAAGAGCUCGGCGCGGCUCACGGUCGUGUGAAGGGGCACUGAGCCGACAGCCGUGAUGAGAGGGCCUCGGUUUGAUCCCUGGUGCCGGGGCUGUCCUUGCUGCCUGGUGGCGGGGCGGCCAUAUUGACGGUGCCGUGUUGGAACCAGAACUGGCACGGCAGAGAUCCUGGGUUUGAGCGCUGAGGUUGAGUAGCUUUUUGCUGUCCAUAAUGGCGGUGUUUGAGAUGCUGAGCUGGCACUGCAAGGCGCAUGAGUUUGAGCUCUUAAGGUUGGGUGGCUAUUGUUGUUUCACAGGGGGAGGUUCACAGUGGCUGUGUCAAAACUGCUGAAACACCAUGGUAGGGUUGCUAGCUUCAGGCCCCGGGGCUGGGCGUAUAUCUCUCUGUUACACAAAUGGGAGGGGUUUCUAAUGGCCAUGUCAGAGAGACUGAGUAUGAACCACCGAGGUGCAGUGUUUGAGCUUUGUAGAUGGGUGUGUCUCAUUGGCUUACAGAGUUCAUAAUGGUUGUUUGAGAUGCUGAGUCAGUGCUGCUGAGGUCCGGGGUUUGAGUCCUGGGUCUGGAAUUCUCUUUCACAAACAGAGGGUUGACAACCAUCUUGCUGAGAUCCCAUGAUUAACACCUAGGGUCGGGUGUCUUUUGUUGUCUCAAAGGGGCGUUCAUAAUGACCUUGACAGAGGCACAGAGCCAUCACCGCUGAGAUCUUGGGUUUAAUCCUGAGGGCCUUUCACGGGCUCAUAAUGGCCCUAUUCGAGUCAGCACCACUUGGUGGUUUGUGGAGGUUGGUGACGGUUAGUGGGAGGUUUAUAUUGUUUUCUGGAUGUUGGUGGCUGACAGAUGUCGAUGGUUGAGAUGAUGAUGUUGGUGGCGAAAGUAUAAAUUUUACUGAUGUAGAAGGAGAAAAGUUUAAUGAAAGGGCAAGAUAUUAGAGGUCGUGUCACCCCCUUUACUCAGUUUCUAUUUUAGCCUUUAUGAUAUUAAUCAUGGAAUAAAUAUUACAUGCUCAUGGUUGCCAGUUCUCAUUGUCAAAGUGUCUUCCUGCCCAAACAAGCGUGGGAGUAACAGCCCUGAACUACUGGUCUAAAUUCCACUUUUCUAUGAUGAGGACCAGUUGAUCCAGAGGACCAUUCUGAUCCUGAUGUCUAAUUUGCAAUAAAAACCCCACAGGCUGAAAUUUGAAAGAAGUGUCUGUGAACUUUUACAGGUGUAACUCAAAAAUCAAAUCGCUCUUGUAGAAAUGAAUUAAAGUGAUGUCGCUACAUUGGCAUUAUUAAACCGUAUGGGAGUAACAUCACGACAAAGGUAUAUAUAUUAUUUUUACCAACAAUGACAUUUUAAACUCAUGUGGGACAGCCCAGAGACACUCAGUCGAGGCGAGCAGCUACAAGAUAGGAGCUGUUUAUUGGGUUGUGUCUUCCUUUAACCUGGUCACGGCGAUUCGUUUUGUGAACCUCACAAUGCUUUGUGUGCCCUUCGCUUUGUUGGGGUUAACUCAGCUGUUCAGCCCUAUGUGGUCGAUAAAUUGUUUGUCCUAUAAAUAUACUCACAUUUACAAUGGGAAUGUGGAAUUUCCACCACUGGUUCAGCGCUGUGAAUAAAAGAUGAGCAGCGUCCAAUAUUGAUUUGCACUGAAAACCACUCUUGGCUCUUUUUUGGCCCGAUUGACACGAGCCGGUAACAAUCAUGUGCGUAAAAUGAAGUUAAAUAGAGGAGAUGUUUCUUAAACCAUUGCAAACUGAUAACUCACCUCAAGGAGGUAAUUUAAUAUAUUUGGAAUAUUUUAUUGAGCACGGCUCGAUAACAGAUUAUUAUUAAUGUAAAAAUAGUAAAUUGAUGGAUAAAAGCUAACAUGAAAUGAUGACUCGUUGGUCUUACAAACAUCGGUGAAAUAAACGCAAAUGAGCGUCUGAUGGACCCGAAUUAAACAAACACAACGAGGUGGUUGUGUGGCUCGGGGUCAGAGAUACCGCGAUCCUGGGCCUGAAUCCAGGUCUCACGCACCCGUGGUGAAAGUGGCUUUCACCUGUAGCAAGUUGCCGGUCUCCGCCCGCUCACCAACAAUUCAACAAAAAAGUAAUCACAUCAAAAUAAAAAUCCGCUUCAAAUUCAUUUGUUGGGUUUGUUUUUGAUGUACAAUGAAACAAAAAAUUGCAGGUUCAUAAUAUAUUUUUUUAGGGUUCGGCCAAUUUUAAAUUGUAAGGUUGGCUGUGAAAAAAAAAACUACGUGUUGAGUUCGCCUUUGCCGGGAAUUAAAAUGUUUGCCUCUCGUGUGGAUAAAGAAGUGGAAUGAAGUGACGAGACUGCUUUCAUUGUCCGGGGCUCUCUAACUCGGGGUGGCGCACCACUCGUUGAGAGACCUCGAAGUGGAACGUUCAUUGUCUCGAGACACGACGUUGGAUAGCACAAUUCGAAUGUAUGUUGAACUUCUUUCGCACCGUACGUAGCCAACCGUGCUAACCUGAGGUGGGGGGGAAGGACGUAAAACUAUACACAAAGAGCAAUUCUAAAAGAAAAGGCGUCUUGAAUAAUGACCACAGUGAUGUUAGCAUAGCUAAGCUUAUGAUGAGAACUUCGCACCUUCCAUAAAACAAUUCACGAGUUGCCAUGGAGAGCAUUGGCACUGAAUGAAUGGUGCCUCUGGAUGAGGUGUACAUAAGAAUGACUCACUUCGGCAGUUAUUCAUUAACACUUGAUGUGGUAUUAAAACCCGUGUAUACUGUUAAGUAUUCAAUGUACAUUCAGUAUAAAGGUGGUACAUGCACGCCAUAUGCUGGUGGGGGGGGGGGGCGAAUAUUCACGAGUGAAGUCAGAGAUCUCUGUACCCCUCAGUUCACGCACGUUCUCCAUUCUCGAAUCCUUUGCAAAUCCACUUUAACUUGUCAGUGCACAACUGUAGGGGGGCAUGUGAGUAGGUGCGGGGCCACUUCGUGUGAAUAAAGGGAAAAUUAAGGGAUCUAGGAAGUGUUUCUGUUAGAGGGGGGCCUGGUGAUUCGGGGGGGGGGGUUCAUAUGGCCGUGUCAGAACCACAGAACCAGUCCCGUUGAGACGCUGCGGUCAAAACUAGGUUUCAGCCACUUGUGAUUAAACCAAGUAGGCGAAUACAGCGAGUUGUUGGUCUCAGUCAUGCCCCAGUGGCUGCAUGAUUUUAAAAAAACUAACAUUAAAAUUUGGUUUUACCGUUGGCAUAGUGUCAAGCUUUCAGGAUUACAACGUAGUUGGUGUGGCUGCCACGCGAGGCAACGAAGCACUUAUUGUCACAUAGCACGUGGGAUGAUAUCAUCUGGUACAGAUACGAGGCAAUUGAAGGUAUUUCUGGUAUGUCAUCUUCCAAAAGCCAUCAAAUAACACCAUGUCAUGUCACAAUGCUCACUGAAAAAGUUUUGAAUGGGAAUUUGCUUCUCUCGUGACAGCAUGACAACAACAGCGCAUAUUGGAAGACAAUUUGUAAAAAGCAUGCGAGAAAAAAUAGAAAAAUAGUGCACUGUGGCUUGUGAUCAUGUUUGCAUACGUGAGUUUUGAGCAGAGACGUAUAAAUAGUCACUUUAUUAAAAUAAGUAUCCAAUCGGACGUGUCACGUGGUUCUAUCUGCAUGUUGCGUCCAUAUUAUUUUGAAGCCGGGUGAGGGCAGAGUCUAGCGGCUCGUUGGGCCCUUCCUGCUGAAACUAAUCAAAUAGAUUUAAUCGA
Molecule: messenger RNA, 11146 nt
Organism: Lethenteron reissneri (Far Eastern brook lamprey)
Lineage: Eukaryota; Metazoa; Chordata; Hyperoartia; Petromyzontiformes; Petromyzontidae
Gene: OBSL1
Product: obscurin like cytoskeletal adaptor 1
Molecular function (GO): protein binding
Source: RefSeq, a predicted model, not a curated record